Messenger RNA from Recurvomyces mirabilis, 1440 nucleotides. RefSeq lists its product as uncharacterized. Lineage: Eukaryota; Fungi; Ascomycota; Dothideomycetes; Mycosphaerellales; Teratosphaeriaceae. The record is from RefSeq and is a predicted model, not a curated record. The transcript has 4 exons. Bases 1 to 1440 code for a protein of 479 amino acids. Gene Ontology annotation, molecular function: oxidoreductase activity.
AUGCAGCAAAUUCUGUAUCAACACAUCGUCGAGGCCGUCAACGAAUUUCCUGCAGGGGCCAUCCGCCAACGCUAUGCUUCUGCUGCCCUCUCCUGGCGUCAUCCAUACUGGGACUGGGCUGCCGAGCCACCAGCUGGAGAAAGUGUACUUCCAACCAGCAUCACCUCGCAGACUAUCACUGUCACAAUGCCCAACGGGACCGCGACUAUAGCAAAUCCACUGUACUCUUACCACUUCCAGUGGGUCGAUGUGGCGGAUUUCUAUUACAGCCCUUUCGCCGAGUGGAAUUACACGAUGCGUGCGCCUUCGGACUGGAGUUCAUCGGCAUACAGCGAAGACAAUUUAGUUGCUCAAGCCCUGGACAACGGCAGAAUCUCAUUUCGAGAUCGCCUGUACAAUCUGUUCACCAGCUACAACAACUUCACUCAAUUUGGCAACGAAGCCUGGAUGAGUACUUCUGACGUGUCCAACACCGACAGUCUCGAGGCUCUUCACGAUGUCAUCCAUAGUAUCACUGGCUCACGAGGCCACAUGACAUAUCUCGACUAUUCCGCUUUUGACCCGCUGUUCUGGCUGCAUCAUACAAUGAUUGAUCGAUCUUUUGCAUUGUGGCAGACGAUAUAUAAUGAUAGUUAUGUCGAACCCAUGGCCGCACUUGAUCCGACUUUCACGGUUAAGGUAGGGACCGUGCUGGACGUCGAUACUCCAUUGGUGCCGUUCCACUCGAACGCAAAUGGCGACUUCUGGACGUCGACAAAAGUACGUUCGGUACGUUCGCUGGGAUACACAUACACAGAUCUCGGCAACGAUAGUAUUGAUGCGGUCAAAGCCAACGUCAACAAGUUGUACGGCACCAGCGCUGGAAUUGGCGGACUAUCCAGACUGAAGCGAGAAACGACUGGCGAAGCCGAUCCAGAUAUCGACGCGCCAAAGGAGGUCGUGAACGGCAAGCACCAGCAGUAUCUCGCGAACAUUGUCUCGCAGAAACUCGCACUGAAUGGUUCUUACGCCAUCUACGUAUUUCUGGGAUCAUUCGACGACACACCUGCGGCUUGGCCGCUGUCGCCCAAUCUGGUUGGGACGCAUGGUGUCUUUGCUGGUCUGUCUACAUCAAGCAGUGCCAGGGUGAGAAAUAAGGAAGGCCCCGGAAUCACUGUGACUGGUUCCGUGCCGCUCACCUCGUCACUGUUGGCAAAGGUGCAGAGUGGUGAGCUGCCGUGCAUGGAUGUGCCUACAGUCACAGCUUACCUGAACCAGAGCUUGCACUGGCGUGUUGGCAUGUACGAUGGCACCACCGUCUCGCCGGAAGACCUCGAAGAUCUCAUGAUUACCGUCGUGAGCGCAGAAAUCGAGCCUGCAGACUCGGUGCAUCAGUUCCCGAAAUGGGGUGAUUUUACGGUUCUCACGAAUGUUACUGAAGGCAAGCCUGGAGGGUGCUGA